Messenger RNA from Acanthochromis polyacanthus (spiny chromis), 2254 nucleotides. It is a transcript of the gene gucd1, whose product is annotated as guanylyl cyclase domain containing 1. The transcript has 6 exons. Bases 380 to 1063 code for a protein of 227 amino acids. Lineage: Eukaryota; Metazoa; Chordata; Actinopteri; Pomacentridae. The record is from RefSeq and is a predicted model, not a curated record.
CCAGCAGAGCACCUCCUCCUCAGUCUGCUAGCAAACAACUGAGAAGUGAGAUGGAGGAGCAUUUCAGACACAAGUGGCAAUACGAAAACUCGCUAUAAUUUAGUUUUUUAACGUUUUCUUUUGGUAUUUGUUUAGUUUAGCGACAAUUAUAUGUCUCGCAGUAGUGUAGCUCGAUGAGCUCGCCUCGCUGUAUAAGCAGUGACUCUGCCCACAGACUAGUAAACACAGUUAGCCUGGGAGCUAAGCUGGCAGCUGUGCAGCUAGUUUCUUCUAACUAGUUAGCAUCGAUGAGGAAAGACAACCUCGCCUUCAUUGUAAACAAGACUGAGCAGCUGGUCUUGAGUUAACUGGCGGCUGGUCAAGGAAAGAAUACAACAGAAUGACAGAUGAUGCUGUCCUGCUGAAUGUACCUGUCAUUCGGCAGCUGUACCACUGGGACUGUGGCUUAGCCUGCUCCAGAAUGGUGCUCAAGUUCCUCCAUCCAGUCAGUGAUGAAGAGUUUGCGCGAGCAUGCUGGGACCUAAAGCUGACAGAAAGCGUGUGGACUAUUGACCUGGCCUACCUCAUGUGCCAUCUUGGAGUGAAACACUGCUUUUUCACACAGACUCUGGGUGUAGAUAAGGGCUUUAAAAAUCAGUCCUUUUAUAAGAAGCAUUUUGAUACAGAGGAAGACAGGGUGAACGAGCUCUUCCUUAAAGCAGAGACCAAAGGUGUGGUGGUGAAGAAAUGUUCUGUGACAGUUCAGGAAAUCCAGUCUCAUCUGGAGCAGGGCCAUGUUGCCAUCGUGCUCGUCAACGCUGUGGUCCUGACGUGUGAACUGUGCUCUUCACCUGUCAAAUACUGCUGCUUUCUGCCUGUGGGACAGAAGUGUUUCUGCAGGAAGCCAGAGUACCAGGGUCACUUUGUGGUUGUUUGCGGCUUCAACAGGACCACUGGCUGUAUCUUUUACAACAACCCUGCAUAUUCUGACCGGGUUUGCUGCACCAGCACCAGUAACUUUGAGGAGGCCCGACGGAGCUAUGGGACAGAUGAAGAUAUCCUGUUCAUUUUCAAGGAAAGCUGAUGGACAGAGAGGAUGGAUUUGGAUUCAUCAUUAUAGUAAUAUCAUUAUGCUGCAGGUCCCCAAUCUACCACGUCACAAUCUAGUGGUGCAUCCUUUUGUCUGCUGUCACAGAGUCCCUGUUUUUUUUUAUUCUGGAGCUAAAACAACACACACACACACACACACAUACAUAUAUAUAUAUAUGUAUAUAUAUAUACAUAUAUAUAUAUAUAUAUAUAUAUAUACAUAUAUGUGUGUAUGUGUGUGUGUGUGUGUACACCAAUACUGCGCAAUCUUUGAGGGAUUCACAGUGAGAACAUUCUAUAAUCUACAAAGGAUUUUCAUUAUUUCCUUUUCUUGAAAAGAGCAAAUUGUUCAAAUGAAUUUUAUUAUGUGUUGAAUUUAAAUGACUGCAGUUGCUCAUGGACUGAAAUGUCAGACUGUGGGCAGAAGAAUUCAGACUUGUGCAACAGUGGAUGAAAUGUGGGAAACAUGACCUAAAAUAGGAAUUACCAGGAAGUAGUGUGCACACAAUUCAGGGCUGAAGAUGGCUACAUGUAGUGUAUUCAAUUUAUUUGUUUGGCUCAGUGUUGUGCGAUGCUGCUCCUCUGUAGACCCCAGCCUCACCUCUACUUGCCUUUUACAAAUCCACUUAGCUCACCUCUCAGUCACUUUUUAGUCACGAUUCUAUCAACAAGGAAUCCAGGAAGUAAAGUAUUUUAAGAGUCUCAGGUAAUUAAUGACAUCAAAUGACGACACUAGUGCAAUGCAAUACUUCGUAGUCUGUCUAUGGAAUUCAAUCUGCCGACAGAAGAACAUCAACAUGGACACGAUGAAACAAAUUCAUCAGAUUCAUUCACUUCACAGGAAAUACAGCUUAACAUUUUGUGUUGUGUUGCCAUGGAAACUUAGAUGGAUGCAUUGCUGGAUGAGUCAUGCUGUGAUGAUAUCAGUUAAGACAAGGUAAUUUCCUCACUGUCACUUAGUUUUAUUUUGAAAUUUGAUGGUAUAUAUGUUUUUGCACUACAAUUUUCAUACCAGAUAUAAUUGUGUUAUUUAAAUUAAGAUGCUUUUCUAGAUCUAUAAGAAGUCAUUUCCCUCUGGUUGUGCUUUUUGGUGAGAUCAAAUGGCAAGUUUUAAAAUGCAACCUUUAUUUUUUAUUAAACAUAGAACUGCAUUUAUUAUAUGUUGUGAUUAAAAGAUUUGAACAUA